This is a messenger RNA of Aspergillus alliaceus, 2857 nucleotides long. RefSeq names its product protein slx4 (gene slx4). The record is from RefSeq and is a predicted model, not a curated record. Gene Ontology annotation, biological process: DNA replication; DNA repair. Gene Ontology annotation, cellular component: nucleus; Slx1-Slx4 complex. Bases 250 to 2730 code for a protein of 826 amino acids. The transcript has 2 exons. Lineage: Eukaryota; Fungi; Ascomycota; Eurotiomycetes; Eurotiales; Aspergillaceae. Gene Ontology annotation, molecular function: 5'-flap endonuclease activity.
GUUGCCCUGCCCACUGAUAAACUAUUCCCAAUGAAGUAAUAUCGCAACUUCUGCCAAGACGAACCCGCUCAAUUGUUUCUCUCUUUCAUAAACUACUCGAAAGCUCUACAUCCAGCUCGACAGCAAAUACCGACAUGAAUUUCUAACGUAAGAGGAACCGCCGGAACUUGCGCGGGCCUCACAGCGGUCGGUCAUAUGUGUCCAUGUUAAGUUGUUCGAUCUCACAACAAGUCACCGUGGCUCGCCACCAUGAGCGCCGCAGCGGACGCUAUCAUCCUCUCUUCGUCCCCAGAUCGCAUUCCCCCUGGUUCGCCAGUGCCGCCUGCUCAUGAUCCCGAGAGGCUGUUUGAUUUGUCCCCGCGAGAUCUAUCUCCGUCUCCUGUGCGAUCGCCUUCGGAGUUAUUCCAAGUUCCUACGCGUUCGAGAUUUUUUGAGGUUGGAAACCGGUCCGAUAAGUCCUUGCGGAAUAGAGAAAACGAAGCACCCGAGGAAACGCCGAUUAGAAAGACGACUACUGUAUCGAAAUCAGUAAAGGCUUCUACAGAGGACAAACCGAAGCGGGGCGGGAGGAAGCCCGCGACCGAGUCGCAGACGGUACCUGGUUUUUCGGAAUCUGCUGGCCUAGUGCAUGCGAACGCGUUGAAGAAAACUACCGGCUCAAAGAAGAAGCGCAUGGAUAAUGAGGGUAAGCGUGGGAGGCCUGUGAGUAAGAUCAUAACAGGGAGGGUCGCAAAGACGGGAAAUGCGCAGGCUUUGGAGCUUAAGGAGAAGGGUAUGGACGUGGAUAUGUCAACGCCGAAGAUUUCGUCGGAAAAGGAAUUUACCAAUGGACUGGUCGAGUGGGGUACUGAGGAUCUACAAUUGGAACCAGCUAUGAAGCGGAGAAUGGAUUGGACGCCAAUUAAGGAUACUACAACGCAAAGAGUCGAAUUGGGCGGGGAGUGGGUCUCACAAGAUAGCUCCAAAAAUUUUGGUAGCUUGCUGUCUGAAUAUGGGUUCAAUGACGAUCCUUCAGCUCGCGACGAGGUUAGAAGGUUUGGAGACGAGGGUCCAACAAAGCGCAGACGCAUAGAGCUCGUGGAUUCCAGGUUAUUUACUUCAUCGAAGCAGGCAUCGAUUGAUAUAGACGAUAAAAGCCCUACUGAAGAUGAACAGCAAAUACAGCCGGGACCCAAGAAGAAACCGAAAAGACAGACCAAUAAAUUUACAACACUUACAGCCCGUGUGACAGCACGGUAUCUCAAUACUGAAGGCUCAGUUUCAUCAAGCAAAGAAACCACGACUUCUGGGGAAAGUGCAGCGAGCGCAAAGUCAAAGGGCCCAAAAGGCAAAGGCAAAGGCACUUCAAAACAUCAGGAGCCCGAGUUCAUUGUUCUUUCGCCUGAAGCGGCCGUCAAGUCGUUAGAAGAGCAGGACCUUAUCUUUGGAACAUGCAGUCAAUUGGAGCGGGAAGGCUCUCCAACCACACUCAGGGAUCUACAAGCAGCUAUUACAGAAUCUGAAAAAUACCUUGUAACAGAGCCCUCUCCUUUGGGCUCAAGCCUAUGUGCAACGCCCACGUCACGCUUCGCCACUUCGAGAGGUCUGUGGUCAGUCGCAGCUAGGGAUCUAGAAGGAUCCUUAACUCGCCAGGUGGAAAUUGUGGAUUUGGUGGACACACCUGAGCCUGCUAAGACUAUGGCGUUGCCUAGCGAUCAUUCUGUUGAAAAGGAGUUGGCGGAUAUAGCCAUUACCACUAAUAGUAGACCGACUAGCAUACCUCGAGGCGAGCCCCCUGUUCUCAAAGUCAACCCGGUGGCGAGAAGAGAGCCAUCCGUAGCGCCUGAUACUACUACGAGGAAGACUACUAGUGAGCCUAAGAAGACCACCUCUCAAGUGCCCGAACCACAACCUGAAAAGCCCCAUUAUAGCGGCUUCACCGAUGCCGAAUUAUCAAAACAAGUUGCAGCAUACGGGUUCAAGGCGGUAAAGAACCGAAAGAAAAUGAUCGAUCUUCUCCAAAAAUGCUGGGAGUCUAAGCACGGUAGAAGCACGAUAGCGGACACUCGGCAAACUGCCCCUGCAGAACCAACGGCCGAGCUCACCACUUCCGAGCCAAAGAUAUUUGAAAAACAAGCACGCAAAACUACUACUUCGCGGAAGACGACCGCAAAGCCAAAGACAAAGCGUGAUUCGAAGGCACCUACAAAGUCAAGAACUAAGAAAACCCCAUCAACAACAUCAACCACCGCCAACAGCAAAGCACCAAGCGCUCGGGUGGAACCAAGUCAAGCCCUACCUACGCGGUCCUUCAUUAAUAUAGAGGAAAUAGAGGAUUCGGAAGAAGAAACCCAGCCCUCUCCCAGCCGACUGCAGAACCGAUAUACACUCCAACCCUCGGAAACCAGAAACCCCUUAACCGUCUCAAAAACACCAUCCAGCCCAUCCCGCCGCUCAGCUCCCAAGCCCCGUAUUAACCGGCCAGCAUCUAAAGCUAGCCCCGAAAACGACCAAAAACAACCAGACUUAGCCGACCAAAUCACUAAGGCCAUGCGUGCACAGCCAGCAGGAACCCCCAGCCAUCCCAGCUGGCACGAGAAGAUCCUCAUGUACGAUCCCAUCGUCCUGGAGGAUUUCGCCACGUGGUUGAAUACCGAGGGUCUAGGGCUCGUCGGCGAGGACCGGGAAGUCGGUGCCGGUUUCUUGAGGACUUGGUGUGAAAGUCAUGGGAUCUGUUGUUGCUAUCGGUAGCACUUUCACAAGCGGCGCCGGCCAUAUACUAUAUAUCUUAUUACUGCCGCCUUAUUUUGGCGUUCGCUCUUUUUGGGAGCAUUUACAUCACAUUGGAUACCAUUCUCCCAGCAUGCGGGAGCAAAGC